This is a messenger RNA of Funneliformis mosseae, 1264 nucleotides long. The record is from the annotation of a GenBank genome assembly. Lineage: Eukaryota; Fungi; Glomeromycota; Glomeromycetes; Glomerales; Glomeraceae.
UAUUUUAAUCGUAAACAUACUGAGUGGAGUAUUGCCGGAUUUCUAAACGAAUGUAACGAAGAACCGUUUCGGUUCAAAGUGGAUAUAUAUCUUAAAAGUCUCGUGAAUAUUAUCAAUAGUGAUCAAGGGAAGAAACGUGAAAAGGCACAAGCUCUAUUUGACAAGUCUUUUAGUCGAGCCACAAGACCAGUGUUAGGGCACAGGCAACCUUUUAGCUUGGCUGUUGUUAAAAGUCUUUUAGUCGAUCUAGCAUUGGUCCCAUUUGAGCACAGGCAACCUUUUAGCUUGGCUGAUGAAGUGGGAGAAGGAGCGUUCGCACAAGCAGGUCCACCUCCAUCAACCAACAUAAACGGGACUGUAAGUGGUCCGAUAAAUGGUGCAUAUGUAACUGGCGGAACAGUUGGAGCUGUAAGCGGAACCGGGAAUAUCAGCGGAGGGACUUUUGGUGUUGAAUUAUUCGCAUCAAAAAAAAGAGAUCAAGAGGACUAUCACGAGGAGUUGCAGAGAAAACAAGCAAGAAUAGACAGUGAGAAUCUUCAACCCAUCUAUAACAUUCAAAUCCCUCCUCCACGCGUUGUCACUCCUCCCCAUCCACCACGAACACCUGAACACCAAAUAUUUUCUUCGAGUUCCAUGGUUUCUCCAAUCACAAGAAAUGAAAACGAUUCGAUUACCUUUGAUGAAAGUGGUGAAGAUAAUUCCUAUAUGUUUCGAGAGAUCAAUAUCUCCGCACUAUUUUCUUCGUACCGUGUAAAUGUAUGUCAAACUGCACGAGAGUCAGGCUUUUCAAUUGAGACGGACUACCGUGAAAUAUUGAGUUUAUCCCACAUUCUGCUGUUGCAGGCCGACAACUUCUCAGACCUUCAAAUUCAAGAGUUUUCCCGGGAUACCUUGGAACAAUUACAGAAAAAUAUGCGUAAUUCCUAUGCAGUGAAGACAAAAGUUCCACCAAAUGUUAAAGCAUUAUCUCGAGAAUAUAUUGAGGCACUAUUACUUUAUUUGUUAUUAAUGUAUCAACUUUUGAAAAUUGCACUUGAUGAGGACCUCGGUUUGGAAGAUGCUGAAAAGGCUAUAGAAGGAUCGUUUGCAAAAUCUUUCCAAGAUACCACUGAUCAGAAGAAUGUUAGAAAUAUUCCCAUCAAUCCACUAAAUGACCAUCUUCGUGAAGGCACUUUGACUGUUAACAUAAUAAGUCCGAUAUUGCGUUCUUUCUUUCACAAUGCCACAAUACAUCCAAGUAUAUGGCCAAACACAGCUAGUAUGA